Acaulospora colombiana is the source of this 1266-nucleotide messenger RNA. The record is from the annotation of a GenBank genome assembly. Lineage: Eukaryota; Fungi; Glomeromycota; Glomeromycetes; Diversisporales; Acaulosporaceae.
AUGACGAUUGUUUGUCAUACCUACUACUAUAAGACCAUUCUUUCCCUCUUCAUCAUGCCUCAAAACAAUUCCUCGGAUAUUUCGUUGUCCUCUAUAAUAUUCUCGCAAAAUUACCUUAAUCAUGAUGCGGAUAGUCGGGCGACUCGAGCUGGCUUUCAUUAUGAUAGUGAACAGAUUCACAAAGAUUCCAAGAACAUAUAUAAUAGACUGAAAUCAAUCUACGAAGAUUCCAAAUUUGUCAGUAACGUUUCAAAUAUGUUACCAUAUUUACCGGUCGUAGCGAACGAGCGUUGCGGCACCUGGUAUAUCGAUCCUCAAGAGCGUUUACCCGACUCAUUGUCAAAAACCAUUCCAAUAUGGUGUUGCACGAUAAAUCUUGCCAUCAAAGAAUAUCGAGAUUCAAAGAACAACGAUGCUCGUGUGAUUUCGAAGUCGGAAUUUUCUUUGUUGCAGGAAGAAUUAGAUGAGUGGGAUACCGAAUUUCAUUCACUCUCUUCCGUGAUAUCCAAUUCCGAGCGUUCUCAAAUUAUCUCAUUAAUACAAAGAUUCGCGCGAGAUCUUAUCACUUCUGGAUUUGACAUCAGUUCUCUGUCGGGCAGACUAAAAAAACCGCUGAGACCACUAUGGUUCACACCAUCGUCAAAUAUGGUGGAUAUGGGAUCGGAAAGAAGGCAAGGAUAUGUUUACGUUCAAGGUUCAGCGGAUGACCACGAAAUGUGGGCAAUGGGAUUGACGCCAUCACUGUUUUGGAAACAUCGAGAAGUAAUAUUGGACACGAAUGAUCCAAUGGAGUGUGAAAGAAAAGUGAAGGAAAUUGUGGAUGGGCACAAGGCGUCAAAUUCUGAAUUAUUACUUUCAAGUGUUGAACUCAUCCCACAUCCUUUUAAUUUCAUUGGGAAUACAAAUGUCGCCAUAGGAAAUUACAAAAGUGCGAAUCCGUUGACAUGCUGGGAAAAUUUUGAUUGCAUCAUAAAUUGCACGCCGGAACCCUACUCUUAUUCCGAACCCAUUCCCCCGUCACCUCAUGGCAACAAUUAUCUUCGACUUUCAAUUCCAGAGGGCAAAAAAGGUCAAAAUGAAUUAUUCGCAAGCAUUCCAAUUGCUUUGGAAUUUGUCGGGAAGCCUCUAGAGGAAAAGAAGAGAAUUCUGAUCCAUUGUAAACAGGGAAUUGACAGAAGCGUCGGCAUCGGGUUGGCUGUAUUGGUGAAAUAUUUUGAUGACGAAGGUAAAGUUCCGUGUGAUAAGUUUGUUAAGAAGUUAAAGUGA